GAGAGAGAGAGAGAGAGAGAGUGAGUGAGUGAGUGAGGAGCAGUGUGAUCGGUGCAGCAGAGGGGAGGAAGAUGCUGGUUGCCUGCUGCACGCGGCUGAACGCAGGUAGCGAAGAGGGACUCACCGCGCGCAGCUAACGACCACCGCUCCGCCUCUGCUCCGCAUGCACGGCUGCUGCCUUUCAGCUACGUCCCUUUUUUUCUUUUUUCUUUUUUUUCUUUUUUUGCCACCACUUUUUCUCCUCUCUUGAUUUUUUUCGUCUUUUUUUUCCAGGAACAAAAAAAAAGUUUUGACAUGAUCGUGACCGGCGCGUGCUUGGAGUGCGCGCGAACGGAUUAACUUGCAUAUUUUUUUUUCUUCCGUCUUUCUUUUUUUUAUUACUUUGCUUUGCAUGACACGGAGGCACGUGAAGUGCUGCAGCUGCGCGAGGCUUCAUCGUGCUGGAGAGCGAGAGAGAGAGAGUGAGAGAGAGAGAGAGAGAGAGAGAGAGGCAGACUGGUACUGCUACACAUGCGCGUGCUGUAACCCCAUAAACCGAAGACGCUAAAAACCUGCAGGAAAAGAAAAAAAAGAGAGAAAAUUGAAACUUUAAGGAGAAAAAAAAGUGCACGGUGGGUGGCAAGAGGACGAAAUCUUGGCUGGGGGGAUUGAAAGGAGCGGGGCAUGAGGAUAUUGGCCAUCAUCUUUUUCCAGUGCAUCUUGAAUGUUUUCAGUGAAGAUCUACAUUCCAGCUUGUAUUUUGUCAAUGCAUCUCUGCAAGAGGUAGUGUUCGCCAGCACCACAGGGACGCUGGUGCCCUGUCCCGCAGCUGCUGUGCCCCCAGCCACGCUGCGCUGGUACCUGGCCACCGGCGAAGAGAGUUACAACGUCCCAGGGAUCCGUCACGUGCACCCCAACGGCACGCUCCAAAUCUUCCACUUCCCUCCAUCCAGCUAUAGCAAAGUGAUCCACGACAACACGUACUAUUGCACCGCUGAAAAUCCUUCAGGGAAAAUUAGAAGCCAAGAUGUUCACAUUAAGGCCGUCUUACGAGAGCCCUAUACGGUCCGGGUGGCGGACCAGACAGCCAUGAGAGGCAGUGUAGCGGUCUUCAAGUGCAUUAUUCCUUCCUCAGUGGAGAAAUACGUCACUGUUGUGUCAUGGGAGAGAGACACAGUCCCCCUCGUCUCAGGACCUCGAUUUCUCAUAACGUCCACGGGAGCCUUGUAUAUCCUGGACGUGCAGAAGGAGGACGAGCUGUUCAACUACCGCUGCAUGACGAGGCAUCGCUACACCUCCGAAACGAGGCAAAGCAACAGCGCCCGUCUCUUCGUACCAGACCCCACAAACUCAGCACCUGCGAUCCUCGAUGGCUUUGAGAAGCGGGAGGUCAUGGCCUCGCACAGGGUCGAGCUGCCGUGCAAAGCUUCAGGGCACCCGGCGCCAAAGUACCGCUGGCUGAAGGACAACAGGCCGCUGGAGCCGGACACCCGCUUCCGGCAGAGCGUGACCGGUCUGCUGAUCGAAAGAGCGCAGCCCAGCGAUUCCGGCAACUAUGUGUGUGAGGUGUGGAACAGCUACGGGAACGCGGAGGUCAUCGGCCGCCUUCUGGUCAAGGAGCCGUUACGGGUGGUGGUCAGUCCCAGGAAAGUGAAAGGCAGUGUGGGCAGCCAGGUGUCUCUGACCUGUAGUGUGACCAGCUCGGAUGAGUAUGAGCUCUCGUGGUAUCGCAAUGGAGAAAAAAUCAACGCUGGAGUGGCUGUGCACAUGAACGGCAUCAACAAGGAGAACCUGGUGAUGGACGGCAUGGCCAAGAGUGAUGGAGGAGUGUACCAGUGCUUUGCCAGGAAAGGCAAGAUCUCAGCUCAGGACUUUGUGCAAGUUAUCUUAGAAGACGGAACCCCCAAAAUCUUGUCGGCCUUCAGCGAGAAAGUGGUGAGUCCGAAUGAGUUUGUGUCCUUGAUGUGUCACGUUAAAGGCACGCCGCAACCCGUCGUCACCUGGACGCUGGACGAUGACCUGGUAAUGAAGGACAGCCGUCACCGGAUGGGCCACAGCAUCACGGCGGAGGGAAACGUCAUCAGCUACUUGAACAUCUCCCAAACGCAGGUCCGUGACAGCGGGGUGUACCGCUGCACCUGCAACAACUCGGCCGGGACGGUCUCCUACCAGGCUCGAAUAAACGUAAGAGGUUCUGCUGAUAUAAGACCGAUGAAAAACCUCACAGCCAUAGCCGGCCGAGACACCUACAUUCACUGCCACGUCGUUGGUUACCCCUACUACUCCAUCAAAUGGUACAAGAAUUUCAACCUGCUUCCAUUCAAUGACCGCCAGCGGGCCUUCGAAAACAACGGCACGCUAAAGCUGCUGAACGUGCAGAAGGAGCUGGACGAGGGGGAGUACGCCUGCCAUGUGCUCGUACAGCCACAAGUCUUUAAAAACCAGAGCGUCUACAUCACUGUGAAAGUGCCCCCCUUCAUCCAGCCCUUUGAGUUCCCUCGCUACUCCAUUGGCCACAGGGUCUUUGUGCCCUGUGUGGUGCGGUCAGGGGACCUGCCCAUCUCCAUCGACUGGGAGAAGGAUGGAAAACCCAUUAAUGCCAGCCUGAAUGUCACUAUUGACAAAAUUGACUUCACCAGCUCUUUGCGCAUCUCCAACCUCCAGCGAGUGCACAACGGCACGUACACAUGCAUCGCUCGCAACGACGCCGCCGUCGUCAAAUAUCAGAGCCAGCUCAUCGUCAGGGUUCCUCCUAGAUUCAAAGUCCAACCCAAAGACCAGGACGGGAUUUAUGGGAAAGCCGUGAUCCUGAACUGCUCUGCCGACGGGGAACCCCGCCCAACGAUAGAGUGGAAGUAUUCGAAAGGUGCCGGAGUGCCGCAGUUUCACCCGAUUGCCCUGAACUCCGGCUACAGGAUCCAGCUGCUGGGCAACGGCUCGCUGCUCAUAAAGCACGUCCUGGAGGAGGACGCGGGCUACUACCUGUGCAAGGUCAGCAACGACGUGGGAGCCGACGUCAGCAAGUCUAUGUACCUCAAUGUGAAAAUCCCUGCCAUGAUCACAUCGUACCCCAACAACACGCUGGCCACCAAGGGCGAGAAGAUCGAGAUGAGCUGUAAGGCGCACGGUGAGAAGCCCAUCAUGGUGCGGUGGGAGAAGGAGGUGGAGAAGGAGAAGCAGUCCCACAUGAUCAACCCGGACAUGUGGAGGCACACGGUCACUGUUAAGAAGGUCGGCGAAGAGGUCAUCUCCACACUAGAGAUCUACCCGACUCUGAGGGAGGACUCUGGCUUUUUUUCCUGCCAUGCAAUCAACUCCUAUGGUGAAGACAGAGGGAUUAUUCAGCUUACAGUUCAAGAGCCCCCAGAACCUCCCAAAGUGGAGAUUCGGGAGGUGAAGGAGAGGACCAUCGCCCUUCGCUGGACGAUGGGGUUUGAUGGGAACAGCCCGAUCACUGGCUACGAUAUAGAGUGCAAAAAUAAAUCAGCAACCUGGGACAAAGCUCGCAGGACCAGGGACGUCUCCCCCACUCUGAAUCUGGCCACCAUCAUCGAGCUCCACCCUUCAUCCACCUAUAACAUCCGCAUGUUCGCCAAGAACCACAUCGGAGACAGCGAACCCAGCAACGAGCUCACUGUGACUACAGAUGAAGCAGAUCCUGAAGGUCCACCUCAAGAUGUGACUCUUGAAGCGAUUUCUUCUCAGAGCAUCAAAGUUACAUGGAAGGCUCCUCAGAAACACCUCCAGAAUGGGAUGAUUCGAGGGUAUCAGGUGUGCCACAGAGAGCACUCGAUGAACGGAAGUCACCAGUUCAUCUGCAUCAGCGUGGAGAGCACAGGCGAGACCGAAACGCUGACCCUCAACAACCUGAAGAAAUACACUCAGUACGAGGUGGUGGUGCAGGCCAGCAACAGUGCAGGCCCCGGCCCGGCAUCCAGCGAAGUCCGAGCCACUACUAUGGAAGACGUGCCCAGCAGACCUCCAGAGAAAGUUCAGGCCACAGCCACAUCUCCAGAGACCAUCUCACUGUCGUGGUUGACUCCAGCCAAGGAAGCUCUAAACGGCGUCCUGCAAGGCUUUCGCAUCAUCUACUGGGCCAACUUACUUGAUGGAGAACUGGGAGAGAUCAGGAACAUGACCACCCUGCAGCCCCCUCUGGAGCUGGAUGGCCUGGAGAAGUACACCAACUACAGCAUCCAGGUGCUGGCCUUCACCCGGGCCGGUGAUGGCGUGCGCAGUGAGCAGAUCUACAUCCGCACCAAAGAGGAUGUUCCAGGCCCACCAGGCGGUGUGAAGGCAGCAGCAGCGUCUAACUCUGUUGUGUAUGUGUCCUGGCUCCCCCCACUCAAGCUGAAUGGUGUGAUCAGGAAAUAUACAGUGUUCUGCUCCAGCUCGUACCCCACGGUGGUGAGUGAGUUUGAAGCCGCGCCAGACGAGUUCCUCCACAGGGUGCAGAACCUGAGCCGGAACAGGAAAUACAGCAUCUGGGUGAUGGCAGUGACCGCAGCCGGCCGGGGGAACAGCAGUGAGGUCAUCACAGUUGAGCCUCUCGCCAAAGCUCCUGCCAGGAUCCUCACCUUUAGCGGCACCGUGACAACACCCUGGAUGAGGGAUAUUGUUUUGCCCUGCAGAGCGGUGGGGGAUCCACCACCCACAGUCAAAUGGAUGAAGGAAAGCGGGAGCCCGGCACCUGCGGUCAUCGAUGGGAGGCGCAGUAUCCAUGGAAACGGUAGCUUUGUAAUCAAGACUGUGAAAGCUGAGGAUUCUGGGUAUUACACAUGUGUUGCCAGCAAUAAUUGGGGAACUGAUGAAAUAACACUGAACCUGCAGGUGCAAGUGCCCCCAGAUCAGCCUCGUCUCACGGUGACCAAGACCACCACCACAUCCAUCACACUGUCCUGGAUACCAGGAGACAACGGUGGAAGUUCCAUCAGAGGUUACAUCCUGCAGUAUUCGGAGGACAACAGUGAACAGUGGGGCAGCUUUCCCAUCAGCCCCAGUGAGCGCUCGUACCGGCUGGAGAACCUGAAGUGUGGCACCUGGUACAAGUUCACCCUCACGGCCCAGAAUGCUGUGGGACCAGGGCGCAUAAGUGAGAUCAUAGAAGCCAAGACUCAUGGGAAAGAACCGCAGUUCUCCAAAGAGCAGGAACUCUUCACAAGCAUCAACACUACAUGUGUCCGACUCAAUCUGAUUGGCUGGAACGACGGAGGCUGUCCGAUCACGUCCUUCACUCUGGAAUACCGGCCGAUGGACAGCCCAGUCUGGACCAAAGCCCAGCGGACAUCGCUCACCAAAAGCUACAAUCUGAUGGACCUACAGGAGGCCACGUGGUACGAGCUGCAGAUGAAGGUGUACAACAGCGCCGGGCUGGCCGAGAAACGGGUGAAGUUCGCCACGCUCAACUACGAUGGCAGCACAAUCCCCCCACUGGUGAAGACUGCAGUCAAGGAUCCGGUGAAGAAGAGCAGCAAUGAAGGAAUGAAGAUGAUGGUGACCAUCUCCUGCAUCCUGGUGGGCAUGGUGCUGCUCUUUGUCCUGCUGAUGGUGCUCAGGAGGAGGAGGAGGGAGCAGAGGCUGAAGAGGCUGAGAGAUGCAAAAAGCCUGGCAGAAAUGCUUAUGAGCAAAAACACCAGGCCGUCGGACACCCUGAACAAACAGCAGCAAACCCUCCGCAUGCACAUCGACAUCCCCCGAGCUCAGCUCCUCAUUGAGGAGAGAGACACCAUGGAGACUGUGGAUGACAGAUCUACUGUGCUUCUGACUGAAAAUGACUUCGGAGAGACGGCCAAGCAGAAAUCAGCCACAGUAACACAUACCGUCCACUACCAGUCACUGUCCCAGGCCACGGGGCCGCUGGUGGACGUGUCAGAUGUUCGGCCCGGGACGAGCAAGAGCAGCCUGUCGAACCCCACAGCACGGCGGGCAGCUAAGCCAGGCCCUGCGUCACGAAACCGCUACGCCAGCCAGUGGACCCUGAACCGGCCGCACCCUCCAGUGUCCACCCACACCCUCAGCACCGACUGGAGGCUUGCCACACCCCGAGUGGCCGGAUCAGUGGACAAGGAGAGUGACAGCUACAGUGUCAGCCCAUCGCAGGACACAGACCGAGCUCGGAGCAGCAUGGUGUCCACGGAGAGCGCCUCGUCCACCUACGAGGAGCUGGCGCGCGCCUACGAACACGCCAAGAUGGAGGAGCAGCUGCGGCACGCCAAGUUCACCAUCACCGAGUGCUUCAUCUCAGACACGUCCUCCGAGCAGAUGACGGCCGGCACCAACGACUACACAGACAGCCUGACGUCCAGCACGCCGUCCGAGUCGGGCAUCUGCAGGUUCACCGCCUCACCCCCCAAACCUCAGGACGCCUGCAGGGUCAUGAACAUGGCUGUGCCCAAGGCCCACAGGCCAGGGGGCGAGCUGGUGCACCUGCCUCCGUACCUGCGCAUGGACUUCCUGCUGAACCGGGGCGCGUCGGGAGGAUCGCGGGAGGCCUCGCUGGGCCAGGCGUGCCUGGAGCCACAGAAGAGCCGCUCGCUGAAGCGGCCCAGCCUGCUGGAGCCCACGCCCAUGGAGGCGCCGGCCAGCCGGGACGCUCAGCAGUGGCAGCCGGGCUCCGCCUCCACGCUGCCCCAGAGGGAGGCCGGCUCGGACUUGGCUCAGGCCGCCAAACUCAGCACCUCGCAGGAAUCGCUCUUAGAUUCCAGAGGACACUUAAAACAGAGCAGCAAUCCCUACGCAAAGUCCUACACACUGGUAUAACCCAGCGCACGGACCGGACUGCAGCUAACACACACUCACACACACACAAACACACACUCUUUCACACACACUCACACACUCAUUCACACUUACACACACACACACACGUUUAGCUCCAGAGCAAAAAGCGGACUCUCAUCAAACGGUUGUACAUAGACGCCUUUCCUCACGGACAGGCCACUUCGAUUCGUAAUGUUUACUUUCUUUUAAGCUUUUUUAAACAUGUGAAUUCACUUCUUGGAAAAAUUUUGCUCCAAAUACGGAGAUUG
Messenger RNA from Colossoma macropomum (tambaqui), 7007 nucleotides. It is a transcript of the gene dscama, whose product is annotated as Down syndrome cell adhesion molecule a. NCBI's taxonomy places the organism in Eukaryota, Metazoa, Chordata, Actinopteri, Characiformes, Serrasalmidae. The transcript is spliced from 33 exons. Gene Ontology annotation, cellular component: plasma membrane; axon. Gene Ontology annotation, molecular function: cell-cell adhesion mediator activity. Gene Ontology annotation, biological process: homophilic cell-cell adhesion; axon guidance; dendrite self-avoidance. The record is from RefSeq and is a predicted model, not a curated record. The coding region runs from base 664 to 6738 and encodes 2024 amino acids.